GUCACACGGGGUCGCAGUACGCCCAAAAAUAACAACACACCUCCGCGCACAAGCAAGUGCCUCCCCUGGGGGGGGGGUUCUAGUCCCAAAUAUACUUGCUUGCUGGGAUACAGCUUGAUGUGUGUGUUUGAAUCGUAACGAAAAAAACAAGCCGCGUCUUCCUCGCUAUUGCGCGUCAUUCAAACAGGACUCGGUGUACUGCUUUUCCCCUCUGUUGCAUUAGUAAUAACAGCGGCGUUGACUGGAGACAGCAGGAGAGAGAGAGUGUGUGUGUGUUUCUCAGACAGCGGUGCCCAGCGGAGGAAUAUUUGAGCUUUUUUAUUUACUCUGCAGCUUGUUGUUCGUUUUCCUCUACAUUAUGGUGAACUUGGACAGUCACGUGUGAAGAUCUCGACAAGUACAGAGGACGGCGACUUCUCACCUGUGUGUGUCCCUUUGACUUUACCGUGAGGGAAAUAUACCUGCCGUGUUUUUCUGUGAUAGCUGACAUUGCUGGAUUCCUUCCACUCCUGUGACGGACAACAACUGCAAGUUCUCUCCCCGAGGGAUGAAAUAUGCCAACUCUGCGCCCGUAAAAAGAAGCAGACGACACACACUGUAAAGUCCAAAGUGGUUUAAAAUCAUGAUGAUGCAGGAGUCGGCCACAGAGACAAUAAGCAACAGUUCAAUGAGUCAAAAUGGAAUGAGCACCCUAAGCAGCAGCCAAUUAGAGGCUGGCAGUAGAGAUGGGAGAUCAAGCGCUGGUGACACGAGCAGCGAAGUAAGCACAGUCGAGCUGCUGCAUCUGCAACAACAGCAGGCCCUACAAGCAGCGAGGCAAUUACUCUUGCAGCAGCCAGGCAGUGGCCUGAAAUCUCCAAAGAGCCAGGACAAGCAGCGUCCACUGCAGGUUCCAGUGUCAGUGGCCAUGAUGAGUCCCCAGGUGAUCACGCCGCAACAGAUGCAGCAGAUCCUCCAGCAGCAGGUCCUCUCCCCGCAGCAGCUCCAGGCUCUGCUCCAGCAGCAGCAAGCUGUCAUGCUGCAGCAGCAACACCUGCAGGAGUUUUAUAAGAAACAACAGGAGCAGCUUCAUCUGCAGCUUCUGCAGCAGCAGCACCCUGGAAAGCAGGUAAAAGAGCAACAGCAACAGCAGCAGCAGCAGCAGCUGGCCGCCCAGCAGCUCGUCUUCCAGCAGCAGCUUCUGCAGAUGCAGCAGCUCCAGCAGCAGCAGCACCUGCUCAACAUGCAGCGGCAGGGCCUGCUCUCGCUGCCCGGGCCUGCACCCGGCCAGGCCGCCCUGCCCGGACAAAACCUGCCCCCACAAGCUGGCUUGAGCCCAGCUGAGCUCCAGCAGUUGUGGAAGGACGUGACCGGAGGCGGUGGCGGCGGCCACAACAUGGAGGACAACGGCAUCAAACACAACAGCAACGCUGGAACAGGCAACGGUGGCGGAGUAGUCAGCGGCGGCUUAGACCUCUCCACCAACAACUCUUCUUCAACUACCUCCUCCAAUCCCGCCAAAGCAUCGCCGCCCAUCUCCCACCAUUCCAUCGCCAACGGACAGUCCCCCGUGCUCAACCACAGAAGAGAGAGGGAACGGGAAAGGGAAAGGGAAAGGGAGCGAGAGAGUUCACUACAUGAAGAAAGCGGAGGGACCCACCCCCUGUACGGUCACGGUGUGUGUAAAUGGCCCGGCUGUGAGAACAUCUGCGAUGACUUUGGACAGUUUUUGAAGCAUCUAAACAGUGAACAUGCCCUUGAUGACCGGAGCACAGCCCAGUGUAGAGUCCAAAUGCAAGUCGUACAGCAGCUGGAAAUUCAGCUUUCUAAAGAACGUGAGCGUCUUCAGGCGAUGAUGACCCACUUGCACAUGCGGCCCUCGGAACCCAAGUCAUCUCCCAAACCACUCAACUUGGUGUCCAGCGUCACCAUGUCCAAGAACUUGCCCUCAGCAUCGCCCCCCAACUUACCUCAGACACCCACCACGCCCACAGCACCCAUCACACCAAUGAGCGCCAUGCCCCAGGUGCCGUCAGUGCUGGGAGGAGCGAACGUCCCCAGCAUGGGAGCCAUGCGCAGACGCCACUCGGACAAAUAUUCCAUCCCUCUGUCGUCAGAGAUUGCCCCAAACUACGAGUUUUAUAAGAACGCAGAUGUCAGACCGCCAUUUACUUAUGCAACCCUCAUAAGACAGGCUAUCAUGGACUCUGCCGACAUGCAGUUAACGCUUAAUGAAAUCUACAGCUGGUUCACACGCACGUUCGCCUACUUCAGACGCAACGCUGCAACUUGGAAGAACGCCGUGCGCCACAACCUCAGUCUGCACAAGUGCUUUGUGCGCGUGGAGAACGUGAAGGGGGCGGUGUGGACGGUGGACGAGGUGGAGUACCAGAAACGCAGGUCGCAGAAGAUCACAGGGAGCCCAUCACUUGUCAAGAACCUGCCCUCCAGCCUCGGCUAUGGAACUGCACUAAACGCCAGCUUACAGGCCGCUCUGGCAGAGACCUCCCUGCCUCUGCUCGGGACCCCCGGCCUCAUGAACAGCUCCGCAGGCCCGAUGGGAGGCAGCUGUCAUGGCCUACUGGGCGGUGACCCAUCCAUACUGUUGGGCGGUAGUCCGCCCGGACUCUUGGGCGGGAGUCCACCGGGAAUGAUGGGCGGCAGCCCCCCAGGUACACUCAGCUGCAGCCCCCCCAACCUGUUGCAGUCAGCCCAUGAGGAACUGAACGGCUCGCUCGACCACCUGGACACCAACGGACACAGCAGCCCCGGAUACUCCCCACCAGUACACAUGCCGCACAUUCACGUGAAGGAGGAGCCACUCAACAUGGACGACGACGACUGUCCGAUGUCACUGGUGACGACAGCCAAUCACAGUCCAGAGCUGGAUGACGACCGGGAGCUGGAGGAAGGGAACUUAUCAGAGGACCUGGAGUGACUAGGAUACAGUUUUUGGUCAAUGUAUCCCUCCGCCCCGCCGCACUGUUUGUCUCACACAGACCACCUGCAAGACUAGAAAAAAAAAAAAACCACUCCACAGUCCAAGAAAAACCCACAGCUGACUCUCCUCUCUCGUCUCUCUCACCACUGGGACUAUUUAUUGAGCAUGCAUCCGGGUGGAGACCGGUCCAAAGGAACUCUUUGUUGCAGCCCUUUGGGAUCCCCCCUGAACAUGACAGGCAUGAGAUGUCUGGUUUAAAAAAAUGAACUCUUUGAGACCUAUUUCAUUGGAGAUGGCGUGGCCACGUACAGUACAAGGAUGAUGGACUCAUGGAUGGGGAAAAAAACCUGAAACAAAUGAGCAAAUCAUGUUCCGUUGAAAGCUAGCGGCCUCAUAUACUGCCAAAAAGGAAGACGUUUUAUGUUUGUGAAUAACCCCCUCCCCUUCCCCCCCUCCCUCCCUCCCAGUAGUUGUUUAUGUCUAGAGACAAUUGCUGGUUCAAUUCAAGUUGUUGCUCUGUUAUCAUUUGCACAGGAGUAGUCUCAGAAGUUUGUGUCACUGCCUGUAUGUUGCUACUAUUAUCAAACCAGUAUAUUAUUUUUAGCUUUUUUUUUUUUACCAUCUUUAAUUUCAAAAAGUAUGAUUUUUUUUUUUUUUAGAUACCACCGACUGUAAAUGCCAUUCCCCGAAUCGCACCAGAAACGGAACUUCGGUACCAAGACUGUUGUUGCAGCUGUCCAGAAAAAAAAAGAGUUAAAAAAAAAGUAAAAAAAAAAAAAAAAGUUGGCUUCCAGUCUAUUAUCUGUUUGUGAUUAAAAUGAAAAAAACAGGAAAAUUAGUUGGGGAAAGAGAAGUUUGUGUAAAGCACCAUUAACAAAACAAAUGCAUUUCUGCAUAAUUUUCUUCUUGCUGUUAUCCUUUACCUCCUCGUACGAAAGCUUUGUCUACCUGCUAACAGUCACAGGCAACAGCUAGAAACCAAAGCCAACACUAGCAAUGGCCAAUAGCUUAUGAGCAGAAAACACCAAACUCCUCUUGGUCUUCUGCGACUUUAAACUAGUAACAAAGAGAAGCUUUUGUUCCGCAAACUACCUUCGAAAAAAACCUCUGGGAUUGUUUCAUUUAGCCCUAUACAAAGAUGAUCACGAGUUUAAGAGAUGAGGGGAAGUAAAAAUGCUGAUUUUGAUGUGUAAUUUGAUAACUCAUAGAGCGUCCACUUUGGAGAUUUUUCUGCCAGACGUACUGUAGGUAAAAGGUUAAUGUGAUAUUUGAACUGCAGUCAUUUUGUGCUGGUGAUUUGACUGGUAGAGAGCAGCUAACUGUAAAAGUGGAAUAUGACCAAAACAAAACAUUUGUGUAUUUAAUGGAAGUGCAGACACAUUGUGUUAUUGUGAAUUUGAUUUCUUUUUCUUUUGCAUUACACAUCAGAAGUCAUUUUUCUUUUAUUUUGUAGGGGUUUUCUUUUUCUAACCUGGUGAUUAUGUAAUGUUCCAAGUGGGACCGUCAAAAUAAUGUCAUGUCUCUCUUUCUGUGGCGGUUUUUGUUUCCGAAGCCGCGUCGAAAAACUGAAAACAUCGCUAACCAAACAAGAAAAAUAUCUAGUGAAGCCAAAUAAGUCAUGAUUUCUGGUAGAAAUGAUGUGGCUUAGUCACCAUGGAGAAGCAAAUAAUAAUAGCCAUUGCGUAAGAGGAUAUUAAAGGUGAACGUUAACCUUUUCUAGGUGAUAUUUGCUUUAACUCAUCAACAAAUACUCAUCGUGUGGUUCAUAGCUUCGAAACUAUAUAGAUACAACACAGAUGUACUCUGUAUAGGUUGCCAGCUUUUUUCUAACACAACUGCUAUCUGUAGAAACUAAAGAGAAGUAGUGGAGACUUCGCCCCGUCAUUUCCCUCACUGCUAAUGUCAUCUAGAAAAGUGUUGUUGCUUUAAUGGUCAUUUCUGUUUUCAGUAAACCAAAGUUACACAAAAUUCUGCCUCCUCUUGUAUGGGAUAAAGAGAUGGUAAAACAACCACACGGAAGACUAGCAUUCAUGCUAGUACGCUAUAUGCUAACGGACACACUCAGACCCAGAGCUACCCGUCAAAGAGUGGCUUUGUUUUUAGUGCUGCGACAAACAACCGACCGAAGUGUACUGUACACUGUGCAUACGUUGUUUUCAAGUGUUUCGCCAAGCCAAGGGAACCCGGCUGUAAGAACUGAACACGCAGACACGAGCAGUACUGUGCAAAAACACACCGCAUGAGAAAAACACACACACACACACAGAACACACGUACGCCAGUUUCACGUCAAAAGGUUACUGGGCCCAGGAACAAAGCUUAUCCCUUCAAUACUUAGCUGGAGUCAGCAAAACGACUUGAAGACCACGUUCUUAAUAAUCUUAUCACACCAAAUAAAAAGGGCGCUGCGUCUUUCAAAAAAAAAAAGAAAAAAAAAAGGGUUCUCCCACUCACCCAAAAAGGCUUUCAAGAAGCUUCUACCUCUGCACAACAAAUUCAGAACAAUUACGACAGAUUGCACGAGAACACCACAAGAGCUGAUACACUUUGCUACGCUUGUCUCAUAGGACGUGGCUCGAAACCAACGUUUACAUUCCCUGCGGCAAGAUAUGGAAAGAUUUGCAUUGUAAUAGGUUGUCCUCAAACAUUUGUAGAAUGAUGAUGUAUAGAUUACCUGUAAGGGAAUAUUGUGUUUUAAAAAUGCAUGUCAAAAAAUCAUUUGGUGGACUGGAAACAAGAACCUAUAAAAGAACAUAAUAAAAAUCAACGGGACGAUGGCCUAAAUGUACGUACAAUGCAUCAGAGUGCAUUACCUCAGAUAUACUGUUUUGGGAGGGAUAAAACCUGUCAGCCACAGAAUGCAUAUUACCUGUAGAUUUGCAUGGGUUUUGUAUAAAUUAAGUAAAAAAAUGUCUAAAAUAGUUGCUUGCACAUAAUACCAGAAAGACCUCCAGAACUGCGAUCUGCUCCUCCACUAGAUUUUAGGAUUGUCUGGAUUUUCUGGGUUGAUUUUGUCUGUAUUUUGAUAACUGUGCAUACUUAUGUAUAAAAAAAAAUGUUGGUGGACCCAUAAAUUUACCAGACUUUUUUCUAAGAGGAAAAAAAAAUCUCAGUGUUUCUUUUCUGACUUACCUGAAUUUUUACUGUUUCUCUCUCAUUGCUCGCUAAGAAUAGCAAACCUGCUUUUUCUGCAUCUGCUUUGCGUAGCUGUAAGGCUUAACCUAAUGUGUGUAUUUAUUGCUUGUACCUCUGUGCAUACUUUAUGAAGCAUUAUGUCUGGCAGUUGAGUCAUGUAUCCUUUCUACUGCUAUCCUUCUCUAAUAAUUGGGAAUAUGAUCCCCCUAUGUAUACAGUAAAUUGGGACUGUAGCAAACAUAUGUUUAUGUAAUUGGUGAAAACUUUUAUUUUUUUGUUUCGAUUCCUUUCGAUUGAGAUUCAGCUCCUUUUUUUGAUACUUUUCAUUACUGUGUACUGUGUCCAUACGUUAAAGGUUCUCUGACAUUAGAAGGUCAUGGUUGAGAAUUGUAACAGACGUUAUUAUUUUCUGUAUUCAUGGCAUUUCACUGCUGAAUAAAAUAAAGGACCAAAACUUGGAAUUUGAAAAGCAA
Molecule: messenger RNA, 6528 nt
Organism: Notolabrus celidotus (New Zealand spotty)
Lineage: Eukaryota; Metazoa; Chordata; Actinopteri; Labriformes; Labridae
Gene: foxp2
Product: forkhead box P2
Exons: 19
Coding region: 623-2917 (764 amino acids)
Biological process (GO): regulation of transcription by RNA polymerase II
Cellular component (GO): nucleus
Molecular function (GO): RNA polymerase II cis-regulatory region sequence-specific DNA binding; DNA-binding transcription repressor activity, RNA polymerase II-specific
Source: RefSeq, a predicted model, not a curated record